Molecule: messenger RNA, 861 nt
Organism: Colletotrichum phormii
Lineage: Eukaryota; Fungi; Ascomycota; Sordariomycetes; Glomerellales; Glomerellaceae
Exons: 2
Coding region: 1-861 (286 amino acids)
Source: RefSeq, a predicted model, not a curated record
AUGGAAAAGGUUUGGUUCAAGCUCCGUCAGACAGACUACCCGCCUCCAGAAAUAAAGUCGAUGGGUACGGGGAGUGAGACGGCCCCGCUGUGCCUGGGUCACUUUGUUCCCAACCUGCGCCGCCUCGACUUCCCCAUCAACCGCCACGACAUCGAACCGUUUCCCCGGAGCAUGCCCGUCUAUUCCACAAACGCUCUGACAUUUUCGUGGAAAGACGGUCGGGCUGUUGAGUACGGUGGUGUGCUCGGCGGGGGCGCCCCCGUCUUGGCUGCUGCGGGGGUACCGGUCACGGCCAAGGCCGAUGUGAAGGCCAUCUUCAAGGAUUCUGUCUCCAACUGCGAGAAGUAUGAGAGGCUGGAUACGUAUUUGAUUCAGGUUACCAAGGCGUAUAUUGCAGAUUGCUUGGAGAGAGACACGGUAGCAAAGUAUGUGGAGGAUAGUUCGACGUUGGGGGCAUGGUCCGCAUUUGUCAUAACUGGGCUGAAGAUUGCGCGGGCGGGCUCAAGGUCGACUUCUUCGUCUCAUGGGAUUGAAUAUGGUUUUGGUGUUGAAGCGGAACUACCCGCGAUUGCAUCCAUCCGGGCCGAACCCAACGUAGCACGCAGCAAGGAUAUGACCACGGCGGCCGAAAAGCAGUCUGACUUUGUCUGGGCUAUACGACUUGCCAAGGUCCGUAAGGGAAUCCUGAUGAAGGACUGGUCAGUUGGCCCGUACACGAACAAAGCGACGUUCAACGACCGCGAAGAUGAGGUUGAUGUUGAGCAAAUCGUCUCAGCUGAGGGUGUAACGCCUACACGUGUACUAGAGGACGCCGUGCAUGAUGAGGCAUUCGUUAUACUGCCAGAACAGGACCAGUCAUAA